AUGACAAUUUCUUACCAACUUGAUGUGACACAUGCGUCUGCACUUUCAUUUUUCCGUCUUCUAUUUCGCUGGCGUGCGAGCUUCUGGAAGGACAUUUUCAAAGAAUUGCUCGUUUGGUGCACGAUGUAUUUCAUGAUCGCCUUCUGUUAUCGAUCACAUUUUAUUAUGAAUGACGCACAAAGAAUUGAGGCGAUUCUGAUUGGUAAUUAUGUUCAAGGUGAUGAUGAGCAAACAAAAAUGAUGCGUCGUGCGAUGGUUCGAUAUAUGUGCCUGUCGCAAUUGCUCGUCUACCGUGAUAUCUCAGUUUGCGUUCGUAAACGAUUCCCGACGAAUCAGUCCAUUAUUCAAGCUGGUUUCAUGUUAGAACACGAAGAAGCCAAAUUGGAAUCGAUCAGUCUGGAAUACGAUAAAUAUUGGGUACCAAUCAAUUGGUCUUAUACGCUGUUCUUUGAAGCACGUCGUGCCAAAAAAAUAGCUAGUGAUGCGAUGACCAAUAAACUAUGCGAUGAAAUGAAGAACUUUCGUCAAAAUCUUCAGAUGUUGUGCAAUUACGAUUGGGUACCUAUUCCGCUCACUUACCCACAGGUCAUUAUGGUAGCCGUAUAUUUUUAUUUCAUCGUUUGUCUUGUUUCGAGACAAUUCAUAUCGAGCGAUAGUGGCAGUGCAACCGCUGGCAAUUUUGAAAUGAUUGUGCCACUUAUGACGAUUAUUCAAUUCGUUUUUUUUGUCGGUUGGAUGAAAGCUGCUGAAGUUCUGUUGAAUCCGAUGGGUGAAGAUGAUGACGACUUCGAGACGAAUUUCCUUCUUGACAAAAAUCUAGCUGUAAAAUUUUCUUUGAUAGUUUCAAAACUAACAAUGCACUAUACAUCACUAAAUAUUGUUGAUGCGAGCGGUGAUGUACCAAUCACGGAACCGGAUCAGUUUUGGUUGAGUGGACGAGUUCAGCCAAUUUAUCCGCUAUCUGUUGCUGACGAAGAGAUGAACGCUUUGGUUGGAUCGGCUGUUCAUGCAAAGGUCCCGGGUGCGAUUAGCACUGAAAAACGAGUGGAAAUGGUCGUGAGGCGAACAACGAGCGUUUCUACAUCACAGUCACGUAUUGCCUCGCGCAGACAACGUUUCUCAAGACAAAUAUCCUCAAGUUCGGUUCGAUUCGAUCAGUAA
Anisakis simplex (herring worm) is the source of this 1161-nucleotide messenger RNA. The record is from the annotation of a GenBank genome assembly. NCBI's taxonomy places the organism in Eukaryota, Metazoa, Nematoda, Chromadorea, Rhabditida, Anisakidae.